Myzus persicae (green peach aphid) is the source of this 1090-nucleotide messenger RNA. RefSeq lists its product as uncharacterized. The coding region runs from base 223 to 1026 and encodes 267 amino acids. Gene Ontology annotation, molecular function: NAD+ poly-ADP-ribosyltransferase activity. NCBI's taxonomy places the organism in Eukaryota, Metazoa, Arthropoda, Insecta, Hemiptera, Aphididae. The transcript has 5 exons. The record is from RefSeq and is a predicted model, not a curated record.
CUCUCGACUACUUACUCGUAUUCUACGAGUACCGCCGUCGACUGUAUUGCGCGUGACAUAUUUUGUCGGAAACACUCAAUCGGGUUGAGGUACGUAUCUACAUGCAAUUUCAGUGUGAAAUAUUGUCAAGCCCUUUCAGACACAACAAAAAACUAAGAAACAGCUGCAGACGUUUCUAUAUAUUAUUAUUCUGUUCAUCCGCUGCUAUUUUACACAAGAACGAUGCACUCUAAUAACGGCAGUAGAACUAACACGUCGAAGUUUACCGAGCACGCUGCGAGCCAUAUUUUGAAGCGUGCCUCGCCGUUUGUGCUUGACCACAUUAAUAACUCCGAUGGUCCGCUGCUUAACAAAAUGAACCGCCAUGGCUACUAUCAUAUUGAACGACUCGUAAAAAGUACAUUUACCAACUGCAAUAUCAAAAAGAUACGCCAAGUCUACGCCCCGCCGAUGUACGGCAUGUAUUUGCUGCACAAAGAAGAAUCGAGAAUGCAAGGUGUCCAGGAGAAGUUGCUGUUCCACGUGACCACUGAGUCCAGUGCCAUGGAGUCACUGGAGACCGGACUCGACUGGAGGCGCACUCAGCGUGCCAAAUUUGGGUGCGGCGUGUCGUUCAGUGACGACGCCGACUACGCUAACUAUUAUGCAAACAGUUCCCCCUACCAAGGCAUACGUGUGAUUAUGUUAUGCUGCUCACUGGUUGGUGAAACGUACGUGCCGCAGGAGACGUUUGCAAGGUCCUUGAUCAUUCCACCUGACAGUGCGGACACGACGAUGAGCAAUGACGGCCGUGUAUACGUGAAGUACAACGAUUAUGAAUUUUAUCCACUGUUCUUUGUGUACUACAAGCUAAGACGUGAACACCUGAUCGGCAGCAAAUAUUUCAGAAGAAAUAACCGCAAGACUCAGAUGCAGUUAGAUUUUCUCGAAAGAAUGACGGCAGUUGAGGAUAAUGAUGGGGAAAAUGGCGAAUUCCCCCCGGACCCGGAUUUCUCCUCGACGGCCCCGACAAAUGAGUUUCUGUAACUAUAAAGUGUAGAGCAUACUGAUUAUUAUUACAUAAACAAUAAUUGUUUUAAUUUUUACGUAA